Molecule: messenger RNA, 1314 nt
Organism: Chaetomium strumarium
Lineage: Eukaryota; Fungi; Ascomycota; Sordariomycetes; Sordariales; Chaetomiaceae
Product: mitochondrial carrier domain-containing protein
Exons: 6
Coding region: 210-1124 (304 amino acids)
Cellular component (GO): mitochondrion
Molecular function (GO): guanine nucleotide transmembrane transporter activity
Source: RefSeq, a predicted model, not a curated record
CCGGGUGGUGGGUGACCCGCCCGAUAAUAAGUCGGACUUUCUGCCCGUGGUCCUGUGUGUGUAACAGUAGUGCUUGCUCCGAGUAAACAUCCGAGUCCCUCUUUUGUUUCGUUCGGUAUUAACUCCCCGUCGGUCCAAUUGAUUUGUUGCUGCUGGGGGCGUCCCGUUUCGAUUUCUAGACGUGAAAGGAAAAGAAAAAGAUAGACAAGAUGUCUCCUCCAAUGGCUGGUGCGCGGGAGAAGGAGUCGAACCUGGCGAGGUUGUUGGGGUCCGGCUCCGCCGGUAUUGCCGAGCUCGCCAUCUUCCAUCCCGUCGAUACCAUUGCGAAGCGACUGAUGAGCAAUGAGGGGAAGGUCGCUUCCAUGUCACAGCUCAACACGGUCAUCUUCAAGGACAAAGCCGCCGCACCGCUCGGGAGGAAGUUUGUGUCGCUGUUCCCCGGACUCGGGUACGCCGCCGGCUACAAGGUGCUGCAGCGGAUAUACAAGUACGGCGGGCAGCCUGUGGCGCGCGACUACCUCACCACGCACUACGGCAAGGACUUCGAGCGCGCGUUCGGCAAGAAGACGGGCAAGGCGAUCAUGCACUCAACCGCGGGCAGUCUCAUCGGCAUCGGCGAGAUCGUGCUACUACCACUUGACGUCCUCAAGAUCAAGCGCCAGACCAACCCGGAGGCCUUCCGUGGCCGAGGCAUCUUCAAGAUCAUCAAGGACGAAGGGUUUGGCUUGUACAGGGGCUGGGGCUGGACGGCAGCGAGAAAUGCUCCGGGCUCCUUCGCGCUCUUCGGCGGUUCGGCCUUCGCCAAGGAAUUCCUCUUCAAGCUGCAAGACUACAACAAGGCCUCGUGGUUCCAGAACUUCGUCGCCUCCAUCGCGGGCGCGUCCGCCUCGCUCGUGGUGUCGGCUCCGCUCGACGUCAUCAAGACGCGCAUCCAGAACCGCAACUUCGAGAACCCGGAGAGCGGCUUCCGCAUCCUGACCAACAUGGCCAAGAACGAAGGCGCUUCGGCCUUCUUCAAAGGCCUGGUUCCCAAGCUCCUGAUGACCGGCCCCAAGCUCGUCUUCUCCUUCUGGCUGGCGCAAACACUAAUCCCCGCGUUUGACUCGGCGUUUGCCAGGAAGUGAGGAGGAUGAUGAGCGUUGGGUUUUUUGUGGGCCAUGAACGAACACGCCGUUCGACGCGCCCCGUGUAACAGUACAUAACGUAUCAAAAAGCGUAUGGUAUCGGAAUAGGGUGGGUCUUUCUUUUCAGGCGUUGUGGGAACAGACGACACCUCUCUAUGCAAUGCAGCAACGGCCGGCGGGGUAGAAAGAU